This is a messenger RNA of Cooperia oncophora, 477 nucleotides long. The record is from the annotation of a GenBank genome assembly. NCBI's taxonomy places the organism in Eukaryota, Metazoa, Nematoda, Chromadorea, Rhabditida, Trichostrongylidae.
AUGUCAGAACUGUUCAAUUCGCGACUUUUCGCCUCAGCUGGCUGCCGUAUCGAUGCUGGUACAAUUUCCCAGCUAGUUGGAUUCAACGGUGCGUUGAGCAACAAGAACAGCAAUGCAAGCGUCACCACCACAACUUCUGAAUCUACAGCUACUACUAUAACUAACAAUAAUAACAAUAGCCAUAGUAAUAACAACAAUACGCUGUCCUUGUUCUCAUUGUCGUCGCUCAAUUCCAAUACACAAGAUUGUGCCGACGAGUAUGUUGAUGUAGACGGUACUACCGAUCUCAAAGAAGAAUCGCCUACGCCGACAACAGAGCAGAUUUUACGGCUGAUGAUUACAGGUUCGUUACUCAGGACAAAAUACACCCCAUUAUUGGAAAUGGAUUUGACACAAAUUACUUCCGCCUGUAAGCCAUUUGGGUACGUUUUCCGAAGGGUUGAGGGGGAGGAGCGGCCGGAUCACCAUGAAGAUUGA